GCGGGAGUCGCGGCUAUGGAAGCGCCGGAGGAGAAAGAGGCGCAGGUUGCUGCAUGGUUGAAAAAGAUAUUUGGAGAUCAUUCCAUUCCACAAUAUGAGGUGAAUCCUCGGACAACGGAGAUUUUACAUCACCUUGCAGAAUGCAACAGAGUCCGGGACAGGGAUGUCUGCCUGGUAAUAGAGGACUUGAAACAGAAAGCAAGGGAAUAUGAAUCAGAAGCCAAGCAUCUUCAAGACCUUCUCAUGGAGAGUGUGAACUUUUCCCCUGCCAAUCUCUCUAGCGCUGGCUCUAAGUAUCUGAAUGCUUUGGUUGACAGUGCAGUGGCCCUUGAAACAAAGGAUACCUCACUAGCUAGUUUUAUCCCUGCAGUGAAUGAUUUGACCUCUGAUCUUUUUCGCACCAAAUCCAAAAAUGAAGAAAUCCAGCUUGAACUGGGAAAACUGGAGAAAAAUCUAACUGCAGCUUUAGUAUUAGAAAAAUGUCUACGAGAGGAUCUGAAGAAGGCAGAGUUGCAUCUGUCCAUGGAAAGAGCCAAAGUUGACAAUCGUCUUCAGAACAUGGACUUCCUAAAAGCCAAGGCAGAGGAGUUCAGAUCUGGAAUUAGAGCUGCAGAGAAGCAACUUUCAGCCAGGGGAAUGGAUGCUUCUCUGUCUCAUCAGUCACUGGUAGCACUUUCAGAGAAACUGGCAGAACUAAAACAACAGACUAUGCCUUUGAAGAAAAAAUUGGAGUCCUAUUUAGAUUUGAUGCCGAAUCCAUCUCUUGCUCAGGUGAAAAUUGAAGAAGCAAAGCGAGAAUUAGAUACAAUUGAAGCUGAACUUACAAAGAAAGUAAACAUGAUGGAACUGUGACCAAAGCCAAAUAAAUUUCAUCGUUCUUAACACAGUAAAUUGAAUAGGACUUUAAAGAAUUAUUUCGCCAUAGCAGUCUUUAAUAACUUAAUUUCUGUGUUCUUUGAUGAGAUAAUAAUGUCAUUAUUGAUAGGAUAGUGGUUUCUGGUUGUAUAUUGCAUUCUUAUGCCCAAAUACAUCACUUUCAUUUC
This is a messenger RNA of Sus scrofa (pig), 1043 nucleotides long. It is a transcript of the gene HAUS1, whose product is annotated as HAUS augmin like complex subunit 1. The record is from RefSeq and is marked provisional. Lineage: Eukaryota; Metazoa; Chordata; Mammalia; Artiodactyla; Suidae. Gene Ontology annotation, biological process: centrosome cycle; spindle assembly. Gene Ontology annotation, cellular component: HAUS complex; cytosol.